Amblyraja radiata (thorny skate) is the source of this 3318-nucleotide messenger RNA. RefSeq names its product RAB23, member RAS oncogene family (gene rab23). The transcript is spliced from 7 exons. Gene Ontology annotation, molecular function: GTPase activity; GTP binding. The record is from RefSeq and is a predicted model, not a curated record. Lineage: Eukaryota; Metazoa; Chordata; Chondrichthyes; Rajiformes; Rajidae. The coding region runs from base 222 to 926 and encodes 234 amino acids.
GCACCACUUCCGGUUCCGCCAGUUGUCCGGGGUAACCGGCUGCGAGCGGCCGCCCGCCCGCCCAAGAGCAGAUCCCGUCCGCGGCCAAUGUCCGGGAGGCAGCGACGCCGGCCCGCUGAAGGUCAAUGAAGUAGAGCUGGGCUCUUCACUUUUAACCAUAGGGAGAGUGGUGGUAUUCCUCAACAAGCGUGCGAGAGCAGGUCCACGUGCGCAGCCCAAUCAUGAUGGAAGAGGAUAUCGAAGUGGCCAUCAAAGUGGUGGUUGUUGGCAAUGGUGCUGUUGGUAAAUCAAGCAUGAUACAGCGGUACUGCAAGGGUAUUUUCACCAAGGAUUACAAGAAAACCAUUGGGGUCGACUUUCUGGAAAGACAAAUUCAAGUUAAUGAAGAGGAUGUCAGAUUAAUGUUAUGGGAUACAGCAGGCCAGGAGGAAUUUGAUGCCAUAACAAAAGCCUAUUAUAGAGGUGCUCAGGCAUGUGUGCUGGUGUUCUCCACUACUGAUCGAGAGUCUUUCGAGGCUAUCUCAAGUUGGAAAGAGAAGGUUGAGGCUGAAGUCGGAGAUAUCCCAACUGUACUGGUACAGAAUAAAAUAGACCUCCUGGAUGAAACUGUACUUAAAAAUGAAGAAGCAGAGGGACUUGCCAAAAGGCUGAAACUUAGGUUUUAUCGGACUUCUGUGAAGGAGGAUUUGAAUGUGAAUGAAGUUUUCAAGUACCUGGCUGAGAAGUACCUUCAACGACUGAAACAGCAAAGCACUGAAGAAGAACAAGUGCACACAACAAGCAAUCGCAUAGGAGUAUUUAACACAACUGGCGCCAGUCACUCUGGCCAGAACUCAAGCACGAUAAAUGGCGGCGAGGUGAUCAGCCUUCGGCCGAACAAGCAGAGGACCAAGAAGAGCAGAAAUCUGGUGGGCCGCUGUGGGUGACUCUAGUCAUUCCCUUGCACGGCAGAGUCGAUGUUCAUUGUGUAUACAACCGUUCCGAACAGUAAGGGGGUUUUAAAUUUAGAUAUUCUGAUACUUCAAUGGCGGUUAUAAUUACGGACGAUGCAGUACUUGGCAAACCAACAACUCUGUUUGUGCGGAGGCUUUCAGAACACUUAUGGGUUGGAACUUGUUUGGAGAGGGUUGUGUUGGUUGGGGAGAGUAUUGUCCGUUUGUGAACAGGAUGGGCGUUUGCAGGCUCGUCUGAUUGCUGCAGCUUUGUAUGGAUUGCUCCAAGUCCAUAGAUUUGUUUGCAAGUUAGUCACCUGCUACCUUUUGAAAAUCAGUGUGAUCGACUUAUGUGACUUCAGCCAGACCUACGAUAAUGUCUAACAGGAGGGCAGCAAUGAAUGUAAAAGAAUUGAUUGGCAAAAGCACUAUUCAGGAGAGAGGGUAGACCUGCACCGAACCAAGGAUCACGAGUUCAACUCUCAAUGCUGCCCUUUAGGGAAUUUACCUUUUCAAAGAAAAAAAGUUGCAAUGAAUUAUGAAAAUCUAUUGUCAUUUGAACAGAUAUAACGUAAACAUUGCCAUUUGUGCUUUACAUUUGUGGUUGUUAAUUGUCGGAACUAUCUCUGAUGAUUUGUGCAAUAUUUCAGUGUUGACUGCAGCCUGGAGCAGGAUAUUUUGUUACUAGUAGAUUUUGUUUUUCAUAUUCAGAUGUUUUGAGUUGAUUAUUUGGAUAAUUUGUACAUAAAAAAAGAAUCGCCAUUUGAUAUUCGAAUGUUUGUAUUCUGUAAUUUGCUGGUUGAAUGGUUAAGACAUUUUUUUUCAUUGAAGUGUAAUCAUGUGUAUCAGUUGCGAGCGUGCAACAUUAAUAUCAUUGCCUGAAAGGACCUCCUUAUACAGAGCAGGAGGUUUGCACUAGUGCCAAGUCAGUACUGCAAUUAUCGCCCCUGCCUUUCAUUGUCCCCGCAACAACGUAUGAAAUCCCAUACCUUGUCCCCGAAUGACCUGUGGCAGGUGGCUUUAUCUAAAGUUGCUCUGCUUGCCUGCUGGAAACACUACAGUAACCCGAACUCUCUGUGUAGCCAGGGAUCUCGAGUUCACAAUUGAAUGAUAAUUGUUUCCCUGUGACUCUUAAUGGGGUUAAAUUUAAAAAAAAAGAAAAUAUGGGAAAUAAUAAACAAGUCAGGCAGCAGCUGUGGAACGAGAAACAGAUGAGAAUAUCCAACCUGAAACGUUAACUCAGUUUCUUUCUCCACAGCUGACUUUGAGUGUUUCCAGGAUUUUCUGAUUUCUAGCAUCUGCUGUUGCUGAUUUUUUUUUUUUCUUCCCCUGGGUUUGUCAUUGCAGAGUCUAGUUUAGUGGUGAAUGGAUGACGCUAGAUUGUUCAAGAGUCAAGAGUGGGAAAUGUUGUGGGGUUUUGUGAAUUUUUGCACAAUCUGAAGAUGCUCUGGACACUUGGCCUAACUCAGAUUUUGAAGAAAAAGCAGAAAGCAGAAGGUCAACAGUUCUGGCAAACCCAUGAUAUUGAAUCUCCACAGCCACACAACACUCCAGCCCACCCCCUAACCAUGCAACCUCCUGGCAGAGGCAGAAGAAACCUAGCCGGUAAUAAGAGGGGAAAAUCAUGCUCCAUUUGCUCAGUGGUCUGGGAGAUCGCACGGCCUGGUUUUUAUUUUUCAACCACCUUCGCAAGUUUGAGUAUAAUAUAGGUGGCACAGCUGGUAGAACCAUUGACACACACCUCCAACAAGCUGGGUUCCAUCUAACCUCGGGUGCUGGAUGCAUGAAAUUUGCAUGAUAUCCGUGACCUUGCAGGUUUCCUCUGGAUGCCCUUGUUUCGCCCAUAUCCCCCAGAAAAGUGGGUCUGUAGGAUAAUCGGCCGCUGUAAAUUGCCCCUCGUGUGUAGUUGAGUGGUAGAAUCUGGGGACUGUUGAUGUGAAUGACAAUAAACAAUAGGUGCAGGAGUAGGCCAUUCGGCCCUUCGAGGCAGCACAGCCAUUCACUGUGAUCAUGGCUGACCAUCCACAAUCAGUACCCCGUUCCUGCCUUCUCCCCAUAUCCCUUGACUCUGCAGAGGAAUGCAGAGAAAUAAAAAUAGGUUAGUGUAGGAUUAGCGUAAAUGGGAGGUUAAUCUUCAUUUUGGUGGGCGAAAGGGGCUGUUUCCAUGCUGUGUGAAAUCAGGCAUCUUCAAUACAGUAUGUCCCAUUCUGCUCAUUCGGGAUAAUGCCAGAGGAAUAAAAUUGGUUCUGCUUCUCCUAUUGUUCCUCUGUGGUGUUUCUGGACAGUGAUUUAGGCAAUGCAAUAAAAUCACGGUAUUCACUAACUACAUGGCCACUUGCAAGAACACAGGAAUCCAACAUUCAGAAAUCCUCCAGAAAAUUAAGAU